CCUCUCUUCCCUCUCUCUUUCUGCUCUUUGUUUCCAGUCUUUUUAUCAAACAACGGCGCGGUUCUCUCACGAUACGGACACACACAACACUUUCUUUCUGUCUUUCUCUGGCAAAGACUCGCACACCCUCGCUCAAAACCUGUGUUUGAAAUUUGAUACAGACGGAGACAAAAUAGAGAAGGAAAGGCAAUGAAAAACUGAUCCGAAAGAUGCUGGUUGGGAAUCUGGGUUUUUGUCACCGACGACGAUGAGGUGGUUUCUUCAAGCACGCCUCCUACUUUUCCUGCAUUUCUUGUUUUUGGAUUUCUUCAAGGCUCAAGGGGAUGAGUGUUGGAAAUUUGGGUUCUGAGUUUUUAAUUCAAGAGGGUUCUCUAUCUUGACCUUUAAUUCGAUCUUGGGGUAUAAAAAGAUUCAUAAUUUAUCUGUAAAUGGAUUGAAGAAACAGUCCAUUGGAUGCAAUGUUAAAGGCAUUAGCAUCUGGACUGUUAAUUUCACUGUUCCUCUUUUCCAUUACUGCUGCUUAUAAUGGUUUACCCCAAUGUGAUUGCAAUGAGGAAGGGUUUUGGAGCACUGAAACCAUUUUGGAAUGUCAAAAAGUGAGUGACUUCUUGAUUGCAGUUGCUUAUUUUUCUAUCCCAAUCGAGCUUCUUUACUUCAUUAGCUGCUCGAACGUUCCGUUCAAAUGGGUACUCUUCGAAUUCAUUGCCUUCAUUGUUCUAUGUGGAAUGACCCAUUUCCUCAAUGGUUGGACUUAUGGUCCGCACCCGUUUCAGCUAAUGCUAGCUCUCACCAUUUUCAAGUUCCUCACCGCUUUAGUCUCUUUCGCCACCGCUAUAACACUUAUCACUCUCAUCCCUUUGCUUCUCAAAGUGAAGGUGAGAGAAUUCAUGCUGAAGAAGAAAACUUGGGAUCUUGGUAGAGAGGUUGGGAUCAUAAAGCAGCAAAAGGAAGCCGGGUGGCAUGUUCGGAUGCUUACCCAAGAGAUCCGCAAAUCGCUUGAUCGGCAUACGAUUUUGUACACAACUCUGGUAGAGCUAUCUAAGACACUAGAUUUGGAGAAUUGUGCUGUUUGGAUGCCUAAUGAGAAUAAAACAGAGAUGAACUUGACCCAUGAAUUGAAAGGCAAGAAUGCUUCGAACGGGUUUAAUGGUUCUAUCCUGAUUUCUGACCCAGAUAUUAGAGAGAUAAAGGCAAGUGAUGAAGUAAAGAUACUUGGACCUGACUCAGUACUUGCUGCUACAAGUGGUGGAGGGUAUGUCGAGCCUGGAGAUGUGGCUGCUAUUAGGAUGCCAAUGCUGAGAGUUUCUAACUUCAAAGGCGGGACUCCUGAGAUAAUUCAAACGUGUUAUGCUAUACUCGUUUUGGUUCUUCCUGGUGGGCAAGGUAGAUUGUGGAGCAAUCAAGAACUUGAGAUAGUAAAAGUGGUUGCUGAUCAAGUUGCUGUGGCUCUCUCUCAUGCUGCAGUACUUGAAGAGUCUCAGCUUAUGAGGGAGCAAUUAGCAGAGCAAAACCGAGCCUUGCAACAGGCGAAGCAGAGCGCAAUGAUGGCAAGCCAGGCUAGGAACUCAUUUCAGAAGGUAAUGAGUGACGGGAUGAGGAGACCGAUGCAUUCAAUUAUGGGUUUGCUUUCAAUGAUGCAGGAUGAGAACUUGAGUGGCCAGCAACAGAUUCUUGUUGAUGCAAUGGUUAAGACCAGCAAUGUCCUCUCAACCCUGAUAAAUGAUGUAAUGGAGAUUUCGACCAAGGAUACAGGAAGGUUCCCAUUAGAGAUGAGGUCUUUUCGGCUACAUUCGACAAUAAAAGAAGCUUCUUGCCUUGCCAAGUGCUUGUCCGUCUAUGAGGGCUAUAAUUUCGUGGUUGAGGUUGAAAAGACUUUGCCAGAUCAUGUUAUGGGAGAUGAGGGGAGAGUUUUUCAAGUGAUUUUGCAUAUGGUUGGGAAUCUUUUGAAUGGAAAAAAUGGAGGUGGGUGUGUAACAUUUCGGGUUUGGUCGGAGAGUGGAAGUCAGGGAAGGAAUGAUCAAAGAUGGGCAGCAUGGAGACCGAGCUCAUCUGAUGGGCAUGUUUAUGUCAAGUUUGAAAUUGGGAUUAACAAUAAUAGUUCUCAAUUGGAGGGCUCAAUGCCAAGAGUACAGUCUGGUGGGCGGAGGUACAGCAGCAAGGGAGUUGAGGAAGGCUUGAGCUUCAGCGUGUGCAAAAAGCUUGUACAGUUGAUGCAAGGCAACAUAUGGGUAGUCCCAAACCCGGAGGGAUUUGAUCAAAGCAUGGCACUUGUUCUUCGGUUUCAACUCUGGCCCUCUGUAGUAAUAGGCAUCUCUGAAGCCGGAGAUUCCUCCGAACAUCCACACUCCAACUCUAUUUUCAGGGGCCUCCAAGUUCUGUUAGCCGAUGAUGAUGAUGUGAACAGGGCAGUGACACGGAAGCUGCUUCAGAAACUCGGGUGCACUGUUUCCACCGUUGCAACUGGAUUUGAGUGCCUCAGUUCUCUUGGCUCGGCUGUCUCUUCGUUCCAAAUUGUACUUUUGGAUCUUCACAUGCCCGACUUGGAUGGGUUCGAAAUUGCUAGCCGAAUUCGGAAAUUUCGAAGUCGCAGCUGGCCUUUGAUCAUUGCCUUGACAGCAAGUGGCGAUGAAGAUGUGUGGGAAAGAUGCUUGCAGAUUGGGAUAAAUGGAGUUAUUAGAAAACCUGUACUUUUACAGGGAAUUGUAGAUGAACUUCAAAGAGUCCUGGUGCAGGCAAACAAAAUUGUGUGAUGAUGGGAGUGAAGUUUACUGAAUUGCGCAGAAGCGACAUUUGAACGAUUCUGGGGACCUUGAUAAAGAAUAGAAUAGCAUAGUUGCCAUGGUCAGCGCACCCUUGCUUCGCCAAAAUUUCAGCAUAGCAAUGUUAUGCAUCAUUCAUAGUAAAAAUGGUAUACAAAAUUUGGCGACUUUCUCUUCCCUUUUUAGUUGUCUAAGCUUUGUUAUAAAUUGAGUAGCUAGUUUAAUAUUUAAUCACAAUAAUUGGUAUCAUUAUUAACAUACCAUUCUAAUAGAAAGGACCAUGAAAUCAACACUUUACAAACUUAACUGAAAGGUGUUUUUUUUGGACACAAGGUAGAACAGUUAUGCUUUAGUGGAGGCCCAAAUUUAUUAUUGAAUUCUUACCUUUGAGGAACAUUUGAAAGAGAAAUACUUUAUACAUAGGUGUAAAUUAUUGUCAAAGCUUUUAUAAAUAAAUCCACUUGUCACUUGUGUGUA
Messenger RNA from Camellia sinensis, 3236 nucleotides. RefSeq names its product ethylene receptor 2. Gene Ontology annotation, molecular function: phosphorelay sensor kinase activity; protein binding; ethylene binding. Gene Ontology annotation, cellular component: endoplasmic reticulum membrane; endoplasmic reticulum. Gene Ontology annotation, biological process: phosphorelay signal transduction system; response to ethylene. The record is from RefSeq and is a predicted model, not a curated record. Lineage: Eukaryota; Viridiplantae; Streptophyta; Magnoliopsida; Ericales; Theaceae.